This is a messenger RNA of Notothenia coriiceps (black rockcod), 767 nucleotides long. Its product is annotated as peroxisome assembly factor 2-like. Gene Ontology annotation, cellular component: cytosol; peroxisomal membrane. Lineage: Eukaryota; Metazoa; Chordata; Actinopteri; Perciformes; Nototheniidae. The record is from RefSeq and is a predicted model, not a curated record. Gene Ontology annotation, biological process: protein import into peroxisome matrix. Gene Ontology annotation, molecular function: ATP hydrolysis activity; ATP binding. The transcript has 7 exons. Bases 1 to 708 code for a protein of 235 amino acids.
AUGGCAAGGAGAACUCGGGGCAGACAGGAGGAGGAUCUGUGCUCCAGUGGAGUCACCAUCCUGAACCAGGACUUCUCCUCGGCCCUGGAGACCCUGCAGGAGGCCCAGUCCACGGCCAUCGGAGCCCCCAAGAUCCCUGAUGUGCGCUGGGAGGACGUUGGAGGUCUUCAUCAGGUGAAGAAGGAGAUCCUGGACACGGUGCAGCUCCCUCUGCAGCGCCCGGAGCUCCUGUCUCUGGGUCUGAACCGGACCGGGGUCCUGCUCUACGGACCCCCAGGGACCGGGAAAACCCUGCUGGCCAAAGCCGUGGCCACUGAGUGCUCCAUGACCUUCCUCAGUGUGAAAGGCCCAGAGCUCAUCAACAUGUACGUGGGUCAGAGUGAAGAGAACAUCAGAGAAGUGUUCCUCAGGGCCCGCUCAGCAGCACCCUGUGUGAUCUUCUUCGAUGAGCUGGACUCUCUGGCUCCCAGCAGGGGGCGCAGCGGGGACUCUGGGGGGGUGAUGGACAGAGUGGUGUCUCAGCUGUUGGCCGAGCUCGACGCCCUGCAGUCGUCCGUCGGGGUUUUUGUCAUCGGAGCCACAAACCGUCCAGAUCUGCUCGACCAAUCGCUGCUGAGGCCCGGCAGGUUUGAUAAACUGGUUUAUGUUGGAAUCAACGAGGACCGAGGAUCCCAGCUGCAGGUUCUCCAGGCCAUCCUCAGAAAGUAAGAACUGCUUGUUUCUUUCUAACGGCCCGUCCACACUACAGCUUCGACAGCUUCAAAAAC